This is a messenger RNA of Manis pentadactyla (Chinese pangolin), 2528 nucleotides long. It is a transcript of the gene NFS1, whose product is annotated as NFS1 cysteine desulfurase. The transcript is spliced from 13 exons. NCBI's taxonomy places the organism in Eukaryota, Metazoa, Chordata, Mammalia, Pholidota, Manidae. Gene Ontology annotation, biological process: [2Fe-2S] cluster assembly. Gene Ontology annotation, molecular function: pyridoxal phosphate binding; cysteine desulfurase activity. The coding region runs from base 41 to 1414 and encodes 457 amino acids. Gene Ontology annotation, cellular component: nucleus; cytosol; mitochondrion. The record is from RefSeq and is a predicted model, not a curated record.
CGCUGCAGGUUCUUCGGUCUGGGGGUUUCUAGCACCAGCCAUGCUACUACGAAUCGCUUGGAGGCGGGCGGCCGCGGUCUUGCACGCUGCUCCCGGGCGGAGGUCCGAGGCUCCCACUCGGGGGCUGCGCCUGCGCGCUGUAGGCCAUGCUCCCCAGUCUGCUGUUCCCUCAGAUACAGCCCCUGCUCCGGAGGCCGAGUCAGUACUGAGACCUCUGUAUAUGGAUGUGCAAGCUACGACUCCUCUGGACCCUCGGGUGCUGGAUGCCAUGCUCCCUUACCUAGUCAACUAUUAUGGGAACCCACACUCCCGGACACAUGCUUAUGGCUGGGAGAGUGAGGCAGCCAUGGAAUGUGCUCGCAAGCAAGUAGCAUCUCUGAUUGGGGCUGAUCCUCGUGAGAUCAUUUUCACUAGUGGUGCUACAGAAUCAAACAACAUAGCAAUUAAGGGGGUGGCCAGGUUCUAUAGAUCACGGAAAAAGCACUUGAUCACCACCCAGACAGAACAUAAAUGUGUCUUGGAUUCCUGCCGUUCACUGGAAGCUGAGGGCUUUCAGGUCACCUACCUCCCAGUAAAGAAGAGUGGCAUCAUCGACCUGAAGGAACUAGAGGCCGCCAUCCAGCCAGAUACCAGCCUGGUCUCAGUCAUGACUGUCAACAAUGAGAUUGGAGUGAAGCAGCCCAUCGCAGAAAUAGGUCAGAUUUGCAGUUCCAGAAAGGUAUAUUUCCAUACCGAUGCAGCCCAAGCUGUUGGAAAAAUCCCACUUGACGUCAACGACAUGAAAAUUGAUCUCAUGAGCAUCAGUGGUCAUAAAAUCUAUGGUCCCAAAGGUGUUGGUGCCAUCUACAUUCGCCGCCGGCCCCGCGUGCGUGUGGAGGCUCUGCAGAGUGGAGGCGGGCAGGAGCGGGGUAUGCGGUCUGGGACAGUGCCCACGCCCUUGGUGGUGGGGCUGGGGGCUGCGUGUGAGGUGGCACAGCAAGAGAUGGAGUACGACCACAGGUGGAUCUCAAAGUUAGCGGAGCGGCUGACACAGAAGAUAAUGAAGAGCCUUCCAGAUGUGGUGAUGAAUGGGGACCCUGAGCACCAUUACCCAGGCUGUAUCAACUUUUCCUUUGCAUAUGUGGAAGGGGAGAGUCUGCUGAUGGCCCUCAAGGAUGUUGCCUUAUCCUCAGGGAGUGCUUGCACAUCUGCAUCCCUUGAGCCUUCUUAUGUCCUUCGAGCAAUUGGCACUGAUGAGGAUUUAGCUCACUCUUCUAUCAGAUUUGGUAUUGGCCGUUUCACUACAGAAGAGGAAGUGGACUACACAGUGGAGAAGUGCAUUCACCAUGUGAAGCGUCUUCGGGAAAUGAGCCCUCUCUGGGAGAUGGUGCAGGAUGGCAUUGACCUCAAAAGUAUCAAGUGGACCCAACACUAGCAGAGUGGGCCUCUGACUUCGUGCUGUCCUGGCUCCUGUCUCACUAACCCAUAUACAGUUGGGCACCUUAUUACACCCAGUGGAUGGGUGCUCCGUGUACAACCCAAAAUUGGUAUUGCCCAGUUGACUCCAGCAUCAGCUCACCUGUAAGACAGAAGCACAAGAAAAUGAUCUUUCUCCAACCUCAGUUCCUUUGGUGGGGAACACUCCCCAUUUCUCUCCAGGAGUCCUCUAGUCUUGUAAUGAAUGGAUGUUCUUAUCCUGAAACGGGAGGCACAUUUGUUCUGAUGCUAUUGCUGGACAUGUUCAUGUCCUUGAUGGGGACAGCUGAAAGAACUGGAAAAAGACUCUUUGUUCAGGGACCCUUAUGCUCUAUGUGGACUUUUGAAUUAUUGGUUACUGCUGCUCAGAGAGACUGACCCCUUCAGGAACAAGCAUAAUCAACCAAGAUUUAAUUGUUUUUGUGACUUUAAAGGCUAUUUCUUCAUAUUGACUGUAGACUGAACAGCAAGUUUCUUACAAGGCUUGUCUCCUGUUCUUGUCCUCCUUCCCUUCUUUUGACCUAACGGAGUUAGAAAUAUCUAUAUGACUGUAACCAUUAUUCUAAUAAUUUAUGUUUCUUUUAAACAUUUUGUUGAUUUGCAGAUUAGAGAAAUAAAAUCAUCUUCUUCUGUGACUCUGAGAGUCUCAGAGAAAAUUCCAGUCUAUGCUUGGGAACUGUGGAGCAAACUACCAUUCCACAUGAUUUCCACAGAUAACUCAGUCAGCUUGCAUUAUCUCUUUGUUCAACAAUUACUUGAGUGCCUGUCAGGAGACAUUGUUCUGGGCACUGAGUUACACUGGUUAGCAGGACCAAAAAGGACCCUGCUCUCGUUAAAGUUUUCAUUGUAGCAAAGAGACAGAAAAUAAGAAGUAAACAGAUAAGCCUAUUACAGAUUGAGAGGAUUGCUAUGGAAGAAGUAGAGCUGUAAGAGGACAUAACAGGGAGAAGACUAUGCUUGGUGUACUAGGAAAGUUUUUUUGAGGAGGUAUUAUUUAAGCAAAAAUGUGAUUUCCAGGCUUGGACAGAGCUAGGGAUGAGAAGGAGCAGCAGGAACAAAAGGCCUGAGGUGUG